Messenger RNA from Nezara viridula (southern green stink bug), 4792 nucleotides. Lineage: Eukaryota; Metazoa; Arthropoda; Insecta; Hemiptera; Pentatomidae. The record is from the annotation of a GenBank genome assembly.
GAAAUAUUGUGCAUUAAUUUGUCAUUGUUUAUUAUAUUAUGACUUGUUUUCAGAUGAAAUAAAUUUAUAUUAAACUUUUCUUUUCAGCCUGAGGGGCUUACGGCUGUAGUUGAAACUAGUAAUAUAGUAUUUUCUACAAUUUUUGCACUAGAAAUGUUUUUCAAAGUCAUAGCCGAAGGACCAUUUGGAUACAUCAGCAAUGGAUUUAAUGUUUUUGAUGGCGUUAUUGUAGUUUUAAGUGUUGUUGAGCUUGGACAAACAUUUCUUGGUGAAAGAGAAGGCAGCUCUGGUUUGAGUGUUCUUCGUACAUUCCGUCUUCUUCGAAUACUCAAGCUAGUGAGAUUCAUGCCUAAUCUUAGGAGGCAGCUAUUUGUCAUGCUACGUACAAUGGAUAAUGUAGCUGUUUUUUUCUCACUCCUUGUACUUUUCAUCUUCAUAUUCAGUAUUCUUGGGAUGAACCUAUUCGGAUGCAAGUUUUGCGACAGAAAGGAGGGAAGUGAAACUUGUGACAGAAAGAACUUUGACUCCCUGCUUUGGGCGCUAGUCACAGUUUUUCAGAUAUUAACCCAAGAAGAUUGGAAUGUUGUCCUGUUUAAUGGCAUGGAAAAAACAAGCCAUUGGGCAGCCCUAUAUUUUGUAGCUCUUAUGACGUUUGGGAAUUAUGUUCUCUUCAACCUUCUAGUAGCCAUUUUGGUAGAAGGUUUCUCAUCAGAGAGACAUGAAAGAAGAGAGAGAGAACAGAGGGAGCUGGCCAAGCAGCAACAAGCACUUCAGAGAAAAUAUUCAGAAUGUUAUAGUGAAGAUGUUUACAGUUCAUGUUCACUUUCAGAACAAGACAGCUGCUUUCAGUCUUCUCAAGUAAGCAUCCCUGGUAUGUUGAAAGUUCCUACCCUAACAGUUAAUAAUCUCAAUCCUUCACAGCCUGCGUUCAGUGGAAGGAGAGCAAGUGUUACUAACAACGACAACUCACAAUUAACAUCUAUUUUUCAACGAAGAUGCUCCUGGAAAAUGUCUCGAUCUUCUCUUAGGAGGAAAUCUAGAGCAAGCGAAGAUGAAGAACAAAGUAUAAUGCUCAAUAACAACAACCACUUGAUUGCUAGCCCUCUGCACAGUGGAGAGCAUUCACAUUGCAAUGGAAAUAUUGAAACAAUCAGAAAUGAUACUCAAAGUACUAGAAAUUCUCAAAAUAAUAGGCUAGCUGCACAAAAUGCCAUCAGAAACACCACUGAACAAUCUUUCAGUCAACAGGUCCCUUGGACAGCAAAUAAAGGUCUUGCACGACAGAACUCAUUAGGUGCAGCUAGUGUUUGUACGAGUAACCUCAAUCAGCAGCUCCUUGCACAACCUGUUCCCCAGCCGCAGUUGCUAAAAGUUGGGGCAACACACAAUUCAAGUUUAAGUAUUCCUUUAAGGGUAGAAGACUGUAAAAGUGUAAAUGUUGGAGCAUUAUGUGCUCCAACGGCACUUCCUAAGGUAAAAGAGCCCCCUCCUCUUGAGCCAGAGGAAGAGCCUAUAUUACCUGUGAUUGAAAAAGUAUUUUUUUUCCUUGAGCCAAAAGGAUGUCUCAAAGAAAGAGAAGAUUUUUCGUUAUAUGUAUUCUCACCUGAUAACAGGUUUAGAGAAGUCUGUAGAAAAUUUGUUGAACAGAAAUGGUUUGACAAUGUAGUAUUAUUCUUCAUAGCCCUAAAUUGUAUCACAUUGGCUAUGGAGAGGCCAAACAUUCCACCCAGUAGUAAAGAAAGAAUGUUUUUGUCCACUGCAAACUAUGUGUUCACAGCAGUUUUUAGCUUAGAGAUGUUUGUCAAGGUUGUGGCAACUGGAAUGUUUUAUGGAAAAGAUGCCUAUUUUACUUCUGGUUGGAAUAUAAUGGAUGGCUUACUAGUUAUAAUUUCUAUAAUAGACUUACUAAUGUCGUUGAUAUCAGAAAGCAGUCCGAGAAUAUUUGGAAUUCUAAGGGUUUUCAGGUUACUUAGAUCAUUACGUCCAUUAAGAGUAAUUAAUAGAGCUCCAGGAUUAAAAUUAGUUGUUCAAACUCUCCUAUCAUCAUUAAAACCUAUCGGAAACAUUGUUCUUAUUUGUUGUACAUUUUUUAUAAUAUUUGGAAUACUCGGAGUUCAGAUGUUCAAAGGCUCAUUUUUUUAUUGUGAAGGUCCAAAUAUUAAAAAUGUUAAAAAUAAAACAGACUGUUUAGCUAUUCAAGGAAAUCAAUGGAUUAAUAGAAAAUAUAAUUUUGAUGAUUUGGGAAAGGCUUUAAUGUCCCUCUUUGUCCUUUCAUCAAGAGAUGGUUGGGUAAACAUUAUGUAUACAGGACUAGAUGCUGUUGGAGUUGACCAGCAGCCUAUCGAAAACUACUCUGAGUGGAGAUUGCUGUAUUUCAUAGCUUUCAUCUUACUUGUUGGGUUUUUCGUCUUAAACAUGUUUGUUGGAGUAGUUGUAGAAAAUUUCCAUCGAUGUAGAGAAGAACAAGAAAAAGAAGAAAGGGUUCGAAGAAUGGCUAAACGAGCAAGGCAGAUGGAAAAAAAGAGAAAAAGAAUGCAUCAGCCUCCAUACUAUACAAAUUAUUCAAGGUCACGUCUCCUUGUUCAUAAUGUUGUGACCUCAAAAUAUUUCGAUUUGGCGAUUGCGGCAGUGAUAGGUUUAAACGUUAUUACAAUGGCCAUGGAAUUUUAUAUGAUGCCUAAGGAACUGACUUAUGCUUUAAAAAUAUUUAAUUAUUUCUUUACUGCUGUGUUUAUUCUGGAGUCUAUAAUGAAGUUGGUGGCACUAGGUUUGAGACUUUACCUCAAAGACAAGUGGAAUCAGUUAGAUGUACUAAUAGUAGUUCUCUCGAUUGUUGGAAUCAUUUUAGAAGAAAUGGAAUCUAACAUAAUACCAAUAAAUCCAACUAUAAUCAGAGUAAUGAGAGUCAUGCGUAUAGCCAGAGUUUUAAAACUCUUAAAGAUGGCAAAAGGAAUCAGAGCUCUUCUUGAUACAGUAAUGCAAGCACUUCCUCAAGUUGGAAAUUUAGGACUCCUCUUCUUCUUGCUGUUUUUCAUUUUUGCAGCAUUAGGAGUAGAAUUAUUUGGACGAUUAGAGUGCAGUGAGGAACAUCAGUGCCAGGGCUUAGGGGAGCACGCUCACUUCUCAAACUUCGGGAUGGCAUUCCUGACCCUGUUCCGGGUCGCCACUGGUGACAAUUGGAACGGGAUCAUGAAGGACACCCUGAGGGACGACUGUGACGAGAAGCCAGACUGUGUUAAGAACUGUUGCGUAUCUGGCAUAGCUCCCAUAUUCUUUGUUAUAUUUGUACUAAUGGCUCAAUUUGUACUUGUUAAUGUGGUAGUGGCAGUCUUGAUGAAACAUCUUGAAGAAUCCCACAAACAGUUGGAAGAUGAAAUGGAUAUGGAUGAUGAACUAGAAAGAGAACUAGCCCAACAAAUGGAAGAAGAUGAAGAAGACAUUUGUCUUCAACUGGCUAUCGAACAAGAUGCGAUUCAUAGGCCCUUGGCUAAGGUCCUCUCACUUCCAGCUAAUUUCACAUUCUCUGGAGAUAGCCCAUUGUCUACAUCACCUAAUAAUUCAAAAAGAAGGGGUUCGUCAAACUCCUGGAGAGAUGUCAGAGAAAACGCUCUGGCAAAGAACUCUCAAAGAAGACAGACCUUACAAGGGCCGCUGAUUCCUCCGGUGAUCCCACCAGCCUAUCCAGCUGUUGGCUACACUUCAGUAUAUACUACUCACCAUGACAGAGAAAGACUGAGAGUGACCAAACAAGAAUGUAUUGAUGACGAUGAAAGUCCUGUUGAAAUCCCAAGUCAUUCAAGGUUGGUAUCAGAGUCUGAUGCAGGCAUUUCUCCAGAAUCACCUGGAGUUAUUUUAGUUCCUCCCCCAUAUUCAGAAACAACCCAAUCUACUCAACAAGAAAUAGAACUUAUAGAUACGAGGCAAGAAAAGUUACAGGUGAGUCCUGGUGGACAACGAGUUAGAAUACGGUUAUGUGAUACAAGAAUGGAUUCUGGGAUAGGUGAUGAGAAACAUUCUCAAGAAUCCCAGCCUUCAUCUGGAAACCCUUAUGAGCGGGAAGCAGAAAUUACAAUAGACCAAGUCAUCGUUCAUAAUCAAAGUGUAUCGUAGUGUUUGUGGUCCUAUUAACAAAAACUGUUCUGUGACUCCAUCAGGGAUUUCUUCCAUUCCACUUAUCCACAGAUUGUAAAAUAGAUUAGCUUAAAUCAGUUCUUCACCGACACUGUAAGCUUUCUAAAGAUCAGAGGCAGUCUUCAAGAGGGAAGUGUUGGCCUAAGGUAGUAAUCUGUGGAUUUAAAAAAAAAAAAAGAAAAAAAUCACAAUAUUUAAAUAAAAUUAAAAAAAAAAAAUUAAUAAACAAAAAAUAUUCGAUAGAAAUGUAAGAAGUCUCUGUUAUGGGAAUGUUUUUUUCCUAUUUCUGAUAAGGAUUAAAACAAUUUUAGGCUCAAAUGUACAAAGGCCUUUAAUUUAAUUUCCUAUCAUCUGUUAAAAAUCUAACAGUAGGGUUUAACCGUGUCUGUUAGUUCAACAAGUCACUGUUGUAAGUGUCACCUUAGUUAAUACAUUUAUAAAUAGUUAUAAAAUAAUUCAUAGAUUUUAUCGAUAUAAAUUGAUGUCGGAGGAUAUAAGUGAGAAAUCAACUGAAAAUAUAAGUCAGAAAGUUAGGUAAUGGAAUUGUUUGAAAUUCAUUUUUUUUCCUUCGCUAUUUGAGGAAUGCUAUUGCUUUUUUUUUUUUUUUUUUUUUUAUUAAAUUUGUUUUUUUUUUCUUGAUGUUCAUUCUUAUUUUGAAGUU